Molecule: messenger RNA, 3040 nt
Organism: Cajanus cajan (pigeon pea)
Lineage: Eukaryota; Viridiplantae; Streptophyta; Magnoliopsida; Fabales; Fabaceae
Product: putative disease resistance protein RGA1
Molecular function (GO): ADP binding
Source: RefSeq, a predicted model, not a curated record
GGCUCACUCCACUUAGUAUAUAAGUAUUAUAUUCCAUCUUCAUUAUUCAACAAUCGUGCACAACUGUUCCUUUUGUACACUCCUUUUUCCAAAGCAGAAUGGAAGCCAUUGCUGGGAUCAUUUUACAAAACUUGAACACGUUAGCUCAAGAGGAGUUUGGAAUCAUUUGGAAUCUCAAAGAUGAUGUAGAACAAAUGAAGAGCACUGUGUCCGCGAUAAAAGCUGUACUCCUGGAUGCAGAGGCAAAGGCCAACAACCUUCAAAUUAGUAAUUGGAUGGAGGAGCUGAAAGAUGUACUUUAUGAUGCAGAUGACUUGCUAGAUGAUCUCUCUACUGAAGCUUUGAAAAGAAAACUGAUGCGUGGCAACAAAAUCUUGAGAGAUGUACAGAUUUUCUUUUCCCACUCAAACCAAAUUGUCUAUGGAUCUAAAUUGGGUCAUGAAAUUAAAGCAAUCCAGAAGAGGCUAGAUGUUAUUGCUAAAAACAAGAUUACAUUGCAAUUGACUGACCGCCCUAUGGAAACUCCAAUUUCAUACAGGGAGCAAAGACAAACUUACUCUUUUGUGAGUAAAGAUGAAGUCAUUGGGAGAGAGGAUGAAAAUGAACUUCUUAAAAGUUAUUUACUAGACACCAAUGUUACAGACAAUGUUUCUGUAGUUCCCAUAGUUGGGAUUGGAGGACUAGGUAAGACUACGCUUGCUCAACUUGUUUACAACGAUCAUGCUGUCCAACGCCGUUUUCAACAAAAAAUGUGGGUGUGUGUCUCAGAUGAAUUUGACAUAAAGAAAAUAGCUCAAAAGAUGAUGGGGAAUGACAAGAAUAGCGAGAUUGAGCAAGUACAACAACAUCUCAGAAGCAUGAUUCAAGGGAAGAAGUAUCUACUUGUGCUGGACGACGUGUGGAAUGAGGAUCGUGAAUUGUGGCUAAAAUUGAAGAGCUUGAUCAUGGAAGGAGGUAAAGGGAGUAUGAUAAUUGUGACAACACGUAGUAGGACCGUGGCAAAUAUAAUGGGCACACAUCCACCUCUUUUCUUAAAAGGUCUAGAUUUAGAGAGAUCUUGGAAGCUAUUCUCUCAAGUUGCUUUUGAUGGGGGCAAAGAACCAAAUGACAGAGAGUUGUUAGCCAUAGGAAGGGAUAUUGUUAAAAAAUGUGCUGGGGUUCCCCUAGCCAUAAGAGUUAUUGGCAGCCUCUUGUAUUCUCGGAACUUGGGCCGGAGUGAUUGGCUAUAUUUUAAGGAAGUUGAGUUUUCAAAGAUAGAUCAAGAGAAGGACAAAAUCUUUGCAAUCCUGAAACUGAGUUAUGACCACCUUCCUUCAUUUUUGAAAAACUGUUUUGCUUAUUGUUCAUUGUUUCCAAAAGGUUUUGAGUUUGACAAGAAAACGCUCAUUCAAUUAUGGGUAGCUGAGGGGUUCAUUCAACCAUCAAAUGACAUUAGAUAUGAAGAAAAUGUUGGUCAUGAGUACUUCAUGAAUUUGCUUUCAAUGUCACUUUUCCAAGAUGUGACUAUAGAUGAUUAUGGUGAUAUAAGUACCUGUAAAAUGCAUGACCUGAUACAUGAUCUGGCACAGAUAGUGGUUGGGAAAGAGUAUGCCACUGUUGAAGGAAUAAAAGAAAACAUUGGAAACAGAACACGUUAUUUGUCAUCUCGAACCACGUUACAUUUUGCAGACACAUCAUCAUCUUCCUGCACUUUAAGGACUCUUCUUGUGCUUGGACAGAAACGUUUUGAAAGCAACAAUUUUGAUCGGUCACAUUUUCGUUUUCUUUUAAGCAUAAAGUGCUUACGGGUGUUAACACUUUGUGGGUUGGAUAUUAUAACAAUUCCAAAGAGUAUUAAAGUGUUGAAGCAUUUGAGAUAUCUUGAUCUUUCAAGGAAUCAUUUUCUGGUAAAUCUUCCACCGGAGCUUACUAGCCUAUAUAACUUGCAAACUCUAAAACUUUCUCAAUGUUUUAAACUCAAAAAAUUACCAUCAGAUAUGAACGAAAGUCUCAGGCAUCUUGAAUUGAAUGAUUGUGGGGAAUUGACAUGUAUGCCAAGUGGGUUGGGACAGUUGACCAAUCUUCAAACACUGACACAUUUUUUGUUGGACUGUGGAGGCAGAAGGGGUAAUAUAAGUGAAUUGCGUGGGCUAAACAGCCUCACAGGAAAAUUGGAAAUUAGAUGGUUGGAUUCCCUGCGAGAGCAUGCUGCAGUGGUUGAGUCAUCAAAGGUACUUGUUGAGAAGCAACAUCUUCAAGAAUUGGAAUUACGAUGGUGGAAUGAUGGAAAAGAGAUUAGCGAAUGGCCAUCAUGGUGGGGGGGUGGUAUUGCAGAACCACAUUUGCAAGAAAAAGAAAACAAGAGGUGGUUGGAAGAUGAGAAGAUUUUAGAAGGGCUGCAGCCACAUGACUCAAUUAAAAAAAUAGUAAUAGAUGGAUAUUGUGGCAAAACGUUACCAGACUGGAUAGGGAAUCUCUGGUCACUCAAGAGUCUUGAAAUCAGAAACUGUAUUGAUUUGAUAUCACUACCUGAAGGAAUUCGCAACCUAUCUUUACAGCGACUUUACAUAUAUAAUUGCUCACCAGUGCUAGAAACAAGGUGUGCAACAAUAAAUGGUGAAGACUGGCCAAAAAUAGCUCACAUUCCAGCUGUUUUGGUUUGGAAAGGGGGGAGUCCCUUAUCAACAAAGCGUGGAUCACCAGAGAGACCAAUGACCCCAUAGAAGAGUGGGGAGCAUCAAAGGCAAAGAAAACACAGAGCAGGAGCUGGAGGUUGAUGCAGAUUCUAUUGCUGACAUGUUCCUGGAUAAGAAGUCACUUCCAUCUCUACACUAAGUUUGCUUUUACAGUUUCUCUUAUAUGUUGCUAUUUUGUCUCAUUUUGAUGUACCUUGAGAUACAUAGUGUGAGCUUCCUUCAUGUUAGAUUUAAGGUCAAAAAUUAAGUUUGAGGUUGUAAUAUCUCUAUGAAGUACUUGGAAGCAAACAUUAGUUUAAAGUUUGGAGUGAGAGUUGAACCAAUAUUAGCCUACUUAUAUCAUUAUUAAUAUAUUUUUUUUUACA